Molecule: messenger RNA, 2761 nt
Organism: Megachile rotundata (alfalfa leafcutting bee)
Lineage: Eukaryota; Metazoa; Arthropoda; Insecta; Hymenoptera; Megachilidae
Gene: Alas
Product: 5-aminolevulinate synthase
Biological process (GO): erythrocyte development; heme biosynthetic process; hemoglobin biosynthetic process
Cellular component (GO): mitochondrion
Molecular function (GO): 5-aminolevulinate synthase activity; pyridoxal phosphate binding
Source: RefSeq, a predicted model, not a curated record
AACUACGAACUAAAAUAUUGUAUGUACCGCGCUUCUGGAGUACAUUUUUAAAAUGCGAAUAAGUAAAUAUUCUUUUGUUCGUAUUAUCUGUUAGACGGAAGAGUGAUUCGAUUUUAUGGUUUAAAAAAAAAGGUGUACGUAACAGGAAAUCGUUAGUGCGAUAAGUCUCGUUUGAAGUAUUUAGUGAUAUACGUAUCGAUAAAUUAUAAAGGUGUUUAGAAUUGAUAAUUUUUGACUCGGGAAAGUACUUUUUAUCAACAUAUAUCUAUACAUAUACGUAGCCAUAUUGUUCACGAAUUCUGAGUAAAAACGAUCUUAAUUAAAAGAGAAUAUUGCUUAAGAUAAUAAGAAUAUUAUUUUUUCCAAUGUGUUCUAUUUUAGCGUAUGAGUAACAAUUCAAGUAUUUUUAACUAAUUAUUGGAGGUUAUCAAGUUCUCAAGAAGUCCCGAUCGAAUGAUUACAUAGAUAAGAACAAAUCAAAAUAAAAGUUUCCUCGUAUGAUGCUGCAUAAUUAUCUGCAGUAGUCUGAACCAUAAAAGCGAAACAAGUUGAUAUAAGCAUUAAAUAAAAAUAAUCGCGUAAUAAGAGGUCUGUAAAUCAAUCGUUCCAAGAUGAUGAGGAAAACGUGUCGACAGUCAGCUUCUGGGGGAGCCCCGUUUAAAUUCAAACGGUAAAAAUAAUGAGUUCAAUAACGCAACAAAUCUAGGAAAACGCAUUUUCAUCGUUGUUCGUGUACUACAAGUAUAACAAUGUCGCGACUACUUUCACGUAUCGUUGAAAAGAAAUGGAAUAUAUUUCGUACAACUACGAGCCACGUGGACGAGGCAAGGGAGAGACUGACCGUAGUCAUGAGUUUGCAGAAAAAGAAAAAAAUAAUGUAACCAGCAUGGGGCGUCGUUAAAUGUUGUAUGCAACAAAGAGAAUUUUGUCAGUCUUCAAGAUACCGUACUGUCGUUUGCAACGAAGCAGAGAAACGUAGAACUGUCUUGUAGGUGGCUAACUCUACUUAAAAAAUAUUUUCGAGUAUUAUGUUGGCUCGUCAUUGUAUUCAUUACGUCAACGUGUAUCACUCGUCCAGCGCUGUAAAAGGGAAAUUAAACAACAUGUCCUGCCCAUUUUUAACAAGCCUGUCUGCAAAUUAUAUUCGCAACUAUGGAGCAUCCGUUAUAAUGAAUUAUCGGCAGCUUUGUCCAGUAAUGUCUCAACUGUUCAGCACAGAGGCUGAAGCGUCUGUUAAUCAACAAAUUCAAGAACCCAUAAAUGGUCAAUGCCCAUUCCUUGCUAAAAAACAAAAUGCUGUGAAAGUGGCUAGUCCUAUUGUCCAAGAGGAUGUUAUUAAAGUGACAUCGUGUGAACAAAAGGAAGAACCAAGUUUUCCAUAUGAAGAGUUCUUUCAUGAACAAAUCAUGAAGAAGAAGAAAGAUCACUCUUAUAGAGUGUUUAAGAAAGUAAAUCGCUUAGCAGAAAACUUUCCAACUGCAGUAGAGUAUUCGUGGGGGGAGAAACCUAUAACUGUUUGGUGCUCUAAUGAUUAUUUAGGAAUGUCACGUCACCCAGCAGUGAUAGAUUCUGUCAGACAAGCAUUGGAUAAAUUUGGUGCUGGGGCUGGAGGAACAAGGAACAUAUCUGGAAAUUCUAUGGGUCAUGAAAUGUUAGAGAAAAGACUUGCCGCUUUGCAUCAAAAAGAAGCUGGAUUGUUAUUCACUUCCUGUUUUGUUGCUAAUGAUUCCACUUUAUAUACUUUAGCAAAAUUGUUGCCAGGUUGUCAUAUUUUCUCUGAUGCUGGCAAUCAUGCAUCUAUGAUCCAAGGUAUAAGGAACAGUGGAGUACCAAAGUAUAUAUUUAGGCACAAUGAUGUACAACAUCUUGAGGAACUUCUUUCAAAGGUGGAUAAAGAAGUACCAAAAAUUGUGGCAUUUGAAACUGUGCAUUCUAUGACUGGUGAUAUAUGCCCUUUAGAAGAAUUAUGCGACGUUGCCCAUAAAUAUGGUGCUUUAACGUUUGUAGACGAAGUUCACGCUGUAGGGUUAUACGGAUAUUCGGGUGCUGGCAUCGGAGAAAGAGAUUGGGUACUUCAUAAAAUGGAUAUUAUUUCUGGUACACUGGGAAAAGCUUUCGGCAAUGUCGGUGGUUACAUUGUUGGUUCGGCUAAACUAAUAGAUAUGAUACGAAGUUACGCCGCUGGUUUCAUUUUUACAACUUCGUUACCACCGACAGUAUUAUACGGUGCUUUGACAGCUGUCGAAAUUUUAGCUUCGGAUGAAGGAAGAACAUUAAGGGCUAAACACCAAAAAAAUGUAGCAUACAUGAAGUCUAUUUUGACUUCUGCAGGUCUUCCACUAGAACCGUCGCCUUCUCAUAUUAUUCCAAUAAAAAUUGGUGAUCCACUGUUAUGCAGUCAGUUAGCUGAUACCUUAAUAAGGGAAAAGGGCCACUAUGUACAGGCGAUAAAUUAUCCAACUGUUCCGGAAGGGCAAGAAAAGUUACGAUUAGCUCCGACUCCGAAACAUACUCGGAUCAUGAUGGACACAUUUAUGAAAGACAUUUUAGAUGUUUUCCAUCAUUUAAAUAUACCAAUAAGCGAAAAUAAAUUAGGGGAAAUUCCACGUGUAAUUCUAACGAAUAUGAAAUAAUGAAGUGCAAAAAGUCUAUAUUCUACGAAUAUAAUGUAUUCGUUCACAAAGAUUUAUUUUAUGUAUUAAAAAAUCGUUAAAAGUUAACUGAUUAUAUACAGCUUUAAAUAAAGCGUUAUUAACCGUUA